This is a messenger RNA of Lytechinus pictus (painted urchin), 7657 nucleotides long. Its product is annotated as muscle, skeletal receptor tyrosine-protein kinase-like. Bases 130 to 2670 code for a protein of 846 amino acids. The transcript is spliced from 9 exons. Gene Ontology annotation, biological process: protein phosphorylation; positive regulation of neuron projection development; positive regulation of phosphatidylinositol 3-kinase/protein kinase B signal transduction. Gene Ontology annotation, cellular component: signaling receptor complex; plasma membrane. The record is from RefSeq and is a predicted model, not a curated record. Gene Ontology annotation, molecular function: transmembrane receptor protein tyrosine kinase activity; ATP binding; Wnt-protein binding. NCBI's taxonomy places the organism in Eukaryota, Metazoa, Echinodermata, Echinoidea, Temnopleuroida, Toxopneustidae.
GUUGUUCCUAGGCAGAAAGCUGGUCAGACUGUCCUCGGUAACCACACAGCAACUCAAGAUGGCAACAACACCAACCACAACACAGAUGCUCUGCCACCUACCACAUCCACAACAUCGUAUGCCACUGACAUGGCAGCCAAAUCAGACUCUACUGCCAAAACCCCGCCACAAGUUGCAAAAGACGCAACAAGAACUAAGCCGCCAUCACCACCGGCGGCGGCAACAUCACAGACAUUGCGCUCGACGCUCUCCGCAAGUACAAUAUUAAGUGAAAGCAUUAUUAGAACUAUAACCACAAAAGCUAUUGGCAAUCAGACUUCACCAACCCCCGAGGUAGGAAACAGAAUGAAAAGUACUAGUGAAAAAGAUUAUUUAUUAACUGAUGUAACAACAACAAGUGUUCCUUUUGGAGGAGGAGAAGAAGAAGAAGAAACAGGACAAGAUGAACUGCCGAGACCACCUUUAGAUACCAUCACAGGAUCAAGACCAGUGAUUGAGAAGAGUGGGCUGAAGGACAAGACCGUUGAACUAGGGGAUGAUGUCCGACUGACGUGCCAUGUUCAGAGCGUUCGUCCUUCUGAGAUCUGGUGGGAGUUCAACAAGAUGCCCAUCGGUCAAAGUGACUUCUUCUCAAUAAAAACCAAGCCCAGGGCUAGCUCACUCAAAAUAAAUGGAGCUAGUUUGGAGCAUGCAGGUAGCUACACUUGUAAGGCAAGGAAUGAGUUUGGUACUACAGUAUCUCCUGACAUUCAGGUGGUGGUUCUGAUGGCUCCUACAUUUGUGAAGGGGCCUGGUAACCACAGUGUAGCGUAUGGCCAGCUGCUGAAUCUCAGCUGUACGGUAGAAGCCUACCCACCCCCUAGGAUAGCUUGGUUCAAGAACACGGAACCUCUUCCACAAUGGACUGGUAAAGAAAUGAUUGUCAUAAACGUGACAGAGUCAGCAACAUACUCUUGUUUCUACCGGAAUGUUAUCAAGAACGAGGAUAAGUUUGCGGCCCGAUAUGGAGUGGUUACUGUAACUGGAGUCCGUCCUAGUUACUGUGCUGCUUAUAAUGGAGCUACCUGCCGUUCACAGCUGCCAUCCAGUCCUUACUAUAUCUUUGUGAAUGGUCACGGCGACGAACCCCUAACCUUAGAUAGCAAGCUAUCUGAGAUCCUGUCUAGUAAGACGAUGAUGAACAUGCCCGAAGACUGUCAGGCGGGGAUCAGAGAGCUCCUGUGCCAUGGAACACAUCCAAAGUGCGAAUUGGUCGGCCAGAAACCUAGAGGACAGAAAAUCUGCAAGGAGGAUUGCGAGAUUGUUCAGAGCAGAUGUCCAGACUGGGCUCAGCUGGUCAACCGUUUCCUUGACCCUCUACCGGACAAGAUACGUAGUCUUGGGUUGAGCUCAUGUGAGAACCUACCGGAAAACUAUUGCACAUCGCUGUGGCCUCUUAAUGACACAAGCCAACCUACAACAGCUUCCCCAAGAGUUCCUACGUCGCCAACGACUAGGAUCGUACCUACUACCGAGUCCGUAAGACGCACACCGAGUGGCUUAGGAGAGGAUCCUCAAGGUGAGGCGGAGCAGGAUCCAUUCAUAUUCCUUAUUCUUGUCAUCACAAUACCCAGUGCUGUUGUCAUUCUGAUCGGAGUAAGCGCUUUGGUCUUUGGCGUCAGACACUACCGAGGUAUCUCAAAGUACACCCUUCCCGAUAACAUUGAUCUAAGUGGGAUGACGGAGAAUCCAAUGUACGGCAAGAACUUCAACACCAGCUUCAAUCCCCAGCUGGCGUACCUGGAGUACGAUAGGAAUAGUGUUAUCUAUGAAAAGGACAUCGGCGAGGGUGCCUUCGGCCGGGUCUUCAUGGCUACGUCACCGAAGCUGGUGAAGGGUGAAGCGGAGACCGGUGUCGCGGUCAAGGUACUCAAGACGACCGCCGACAAGGGCGUGACGGAGUAUUUCAAUCGGGAGGCGCAGAUGAUCGCCAGGUUUUCCCACCAGAAUAUCAUCAGACUAUUGGGUGUGUGCUUUGUCGGGAGGCCGCUGUGUCUCCUCCUGGAGUACAUGUCGGAAGGAGACCUGGAGGAUUUCCUCCACUCCAGGAGCCCUUACCGCUCCAACUCAAGAACUUCCAACAGCCCGGGAAGCGGGCUGAAGACGUAUGAAAAGCUCAACAUGGCAAAGCAGAUUGCGUGCGGCAUGGCUUACCUGAAUGAGAUGAUGUUUGUGCACAGAGAUAUUGCCACUAGAAACUGUUUGAUCAACAGCAGAAUGGACGUUAAGAUAUCAGACUUUGGCCUGGCGAGGUACGUCGGACACAAGGAAUGCUUUGUAGGUCAUAAAGAGGAACACAUCCCGAUUAGAUGGACAGCACCGGAAGCAUUAUGGGAUUAUCAGUUCACGUUUGCAUCUGAUGUCUGGUCUUUCGGUGUGCUCCUGUGGGAGUUGUUCUCCUACGCAGAGCAACCGUACCUGAACCUGUCGCACGAGGACGUCUUCUUACACACGCGUCAAGGCUACAGGUUGAGCAAUCCUGAGAACACCCCUCAUAAGGUCCACCAGGUCAUGACUGACUGCUGGGAUGCCAACCCUUCUAAUAGACCAUUCUUUAAACAACUCAAAGACUCACUUGCCAGCAUGGAAUGUGAAUGGCUAGCAAAUGGCAAAGAGACUCAAUCUCAAUGAAAUGAUCAGACUAAGACUCCCAAUACCAUAUGCGUAAGAGCAUCCAAAUCUUUUAUAGAAAUAUUUAUAUCAUUCUUGUUCACACCUAUAUUAUGUAACAUGUGAGUAUGUCUUUUCUAUUUUAUUGAUUCCUACCUUUGAAUUAGGGAGAGGGUGUCACAACAAUAAAGAUUAGCUUGGAUAAGAUUGGAACAUUCAUAGUACUUCAUAAAUUGUGUUGCAUUCUUGGCGAGCUAUUUCGGGAAUGAAAAAAACAUUCAAUGUCAAAGUUAAAAGAAAAUCUUUUAAGUUGGUUAAAUUUCAGUUUCGAUAAGAAGUAAGUCCAUCGUCUUGUCUGAGUGAUGUAUGUGUUGGUCUCAAAUUUACAUUUUGUAUACAAACCACUGAUAAAUAGAACUGCACAAUGUGUAUUCCAAUGUUUGUAUUGAGAUGUUGAUGUUUUUUUUUUACCUUGUUGCUAAAAAGCAAUGAAUGCAUGUAAGCCUGCAACCAGAGGACCUAAGGCUUAGGUCCUGUCAGAAGGGCCUGGUAAGGAGGAUAAACGACUUAUCAAAGGGCACAAGCGCACCAUGUAGGAAUCUAACCUGGGUCAUUAGAUUGAGAAACCAUCACUCUUCAGACGGAGCAAACAAUUCGAGAAAUACUGGUUUAAUUUUUCUUAGUAUUUUUGAUGCUGCACUUUGUUGAUUAGAAUGUCUUUCAUUGUUUGGAUUUUUAAAGUAUUCAAAUUCAAUUAAUUUUCCCUCUAAAUGAUAAAUGAAAUAUACAAAAUCACUGUUUUUAAUGAUUAUUUCCCAUAGGGGUACAUUGUUUUGAAUGCUAGCAUGUAUGAUUGAGAAAAAGUACUGAAAAUGUUAAUAUCAUUUUCGAUGUAGUAUGUGGUGCCGUUCCUGAAAGCUAUUCAUUUACACCUUAUAAAUUGGCAACAUAUUGAGGAAGAUAAAAUUACUGAAUUAAAAAAAUUGCAAAUUGACAACUUCUGAUUAAAAUACUGCUAUUAUCAUACAACUUGAUGUUAUAUCCAUGUCUUCAAAGUAUUGAAAAUGAAUAGAAAAAUUAAUGAUUGUUGCCGAUUUGAGGAGCGUAGCAGAUUACAUAAUGUUGAUUUGAUAAAGCUGUAUGGUAAAACAUGUCUGGAAAUGGUGCAGAAAUGAUAUUAUCAAUGCUUUAAGCUGCAGCUGUCAGUGAUACUGAUUCAUUCCACGUUUGUAAGGAAAAAAAAGAUGGUGCUUAUUUUUAUAUUUGACUUCUUACAUGUUGAGUGAUGUUACUCUAAAACCCUCUUCAUAUAUAGUACAUUGUAAACCAUUGUCUACUUUCCAUAAAACUACAUGUAUGUUCAUAAUAAGGCUAUGUCAGUCAUUGUCUAUCCUAUAUUGUAAACCCUGUGUUGUUUUUACCUCAGUCACAUUUCCCCUUUGGCGGCCGUACAGCAAGUCGAAAACAGCCGUGUUAAUAUUUUUGUACCAGCUACGUAUAGGUUUGAAUGAAAAUGAAUUGAACGGCCGCCGUAGGGAAAAUGUGACUGAGGUAUAACCAGUAGUUGUAAUUAAAAUGAAAAUCCAACAUUGGUAACUUUAAAAUGGAAACGGUUGCUGUGGGAAUGGUGACUGAAAAUAAAAUCAUUAUGUUAAUAACCAUGUUCUGGGGGCCCGUAACACAACACUUAGCGAUUGAUUGUGGAGGUGAUUUUCCUGAUUGAUCAUACACUAUAAUCAAUGUAAUCAGUCGUAGAAAUCAGCCCAUGAUCGGUUACUAAGCUUUAUAUUACAGGGCCCAGAUCUAGAUGGAGAAUAUGGUGGCAGCGGUGGGAUGUAAGCUAUACUUCUGAAUUCGUAGAUGGUAAACCCAAUCAUGGGGCUGAUAUAUAUAUGAUUGAUCAAACACUAUAAUCAAUGUAAUCAAUCUCAGAAAUCAGCACUGUGAUCAACUGCUAUUUUGUAUGUAACGUGGCCCAGGGGCCUGUUACACAAAGCUUAGCAAUCAUCGUAGAACAACUUUUAAGAUUGCAUUGACAACAUUGUACAAUCAAUCGUAAAAAUCUAAUUUACAAUGAAUCACUAACCUUUGUGUAACAUGACCCUGGUCAUACAAGGAAAAGAUUGUAAAUGAUACAAUGCCAAGGAUUGCUCUACAAAUAUUCGUACAGUUAUGAAAAUGUGACAAAACCUCUUGAAAUGUUCAGAAAGAAUAUUGUGCUCUUUCCCUAACCACAAACAUAAAGAUAAAACAAUCCAGAUAAUAAACAAUUAUAUCUCCUUAAUACAUUAUUUAACAUGUAUUGUACAACACUUACUUAGCUUGUUGUACGCAAGCAAAUGGGAGGCUGAAUGUCAAACAUUCGUACCGUUGCACAUGUACCAUCCAAAAUAUACCGUUGCACAGUCUUUACGUCGUCAUAAUAAGAUUUAAUUCAUUGCGCUUAAUAAAUGAAGGUGCGAUACACCAUAUGGCUUACUGGCUAACUGUGCAUUGCUGCUUCAGAUUAGAUGCGCAUUUGAGGGAUUUUACUUUUGCUCUCAAUCAUAUUUCUCAUUUUCAUAGAUAAAACAUGUGAAAAAAAUAUUCGCAUUUUCGCUAACUUCUGAGGCGUUGGACAACACAAAUAGCGAAUAUUUUUAUUCGUGCAGUGGUGCGACAUUUCGCAUUCAGUGAAAUCUCGCACCACAACACUCAUGCAUAUUCGCUAUUUGUAUACCAAUGAAUUGGUAUCAGUUGUAAGAUUAACUGUUGUGGAGCUCUAUCUAGUUUCUGCUUUUAUUCAAAUAUAAAAUCGGGGUCGUCACGUGUGGGACCCUUGAAAAGUCCUGUUCAUUUAUUUCAGAAUGUUUUUUAUUAUAGCUCUUGGGCUCUUUAAUAACUACAUAGUAUACCUGGCAAAAAUUGGUAUAUACACUUAAUGAUCUUGUGAAAACCUUUGGAAAGAGCCUGGAUAUCAUUUUAUGAAAUGUCAUUUCAGGGGACAGGUUAGAUUUUUUUCGGGGGGGGGGGGUAUGCAUAUCAUCAUUUUCACAGACCUUCAUGUACCCACUUACAUGUGUCAAGUUUGGAUAGUAAUUGUAUCUUGCAUUUUUCACAAACAAUUUCUUUUUUGUACACUAUUGCAUUUUUUUUCUUAACAUUUAUAAAUGAAUAGGAAUGAAAAAUACAAUGUAUAAGAUGAUUUUCUAUCCUUUGCAAUGUAAUAAGGUGGUAUGCACUAUACAAGAAUGGUGUAUUAGUAUUAUUAGCCAAUUUUAGCAGUGUUUUAUUGAUUUUAAUUGUACGUACAAGUAGGAAAUAAAGGAAAGGUGCAGUUUGUUUGUGAAAAUCAAAUUAAAAAAGAUUGCAUGUUUAAGAAAAGACUAAAUUGCGUGUCAAAAGGCCAACUUUCAGAAAAGCAUCCCUUGUUUUAUAGUAGUAUUUGUAUGAUAUUAAUAUAUUAUGAAAUAAGUGAGAAAAUAAUGAACUUGAGAGUAAUUCGUUUAUUUCCUAUGUUUUUGUGCCAUGUAUUCAAGAGUAUUCACAAGCUGAAUGUAUCCUCGUUAAUAUAGAGGGAUGGCUCCAAAUAUGGAGAAGUUACUGUAUGAGUCGGAGAGCUACAAAUGUUUAUUCCAAUUUACAUCAUUCUGAAUGUAUCUUUAUCAUUAAUUUAUAAUUGUUCAACUUUUUCAAUUCUCUCUCUUAUCACGAUGGAAAUGCCAUCUUCUGUCACAAAUCAGCGUAUUUAAACUUAUCAUAUAUGUUUCACACAGAGCACAGUGCUUGUAUAUUAGCCAACAUUCAAGAAUUGUUAUAUAAUCAUGACAUCUUUCUGUAUAUUUUUGGUUGUUUUUUUUUAUCUCAGAGUAUGUUUAUAAAUUUGUAUGUUUGAAAAGUAUGUUUAUAUAUUGGAUAUUUUUUUGUCAAAAAUAUCAAGAAAUGGAUAUCAAGACUGUUUUUAUCUGUGGGAUGAACUUUCCCAAUGCCUCAAUGAGAAAUGUUAUCAAAUUUUAAUUGGUUACUGAAGCACAUUCUUGUAUUAUAUUAAUGAAGUAAUCCUUGUUUUGUGUUUGAAUUGGGGUACGUUUUCAUGUCUCCAUCCACCUAUUUUUGGGGCCAGGGGCAUCGUGUUUCAGGUGUUCCAUUCCUCCCUUUUUUAGUGAUUACUUACAAACCAUUUAACUUGUUAACUUCAAACUUGACUCCUAUCCAGUGUCAGUAUUCCCAUGAGUUUUAAUGGAUCAAUGUCGCAAAUGUCUUUAUAUACUUGAACCAGCUUAUUCUUGUGAAUUCCUGAAGGGUUCCCCUCAAACCAGGUUCAUAUAUAUGGAGGGGCCAUGAGUUGAUUUAUUAGCUGGGUUAAGGGUCAAAGAUCACAGAGGUUAUGUAUCUGAAAUGACUUGUUCUUAGUUGAAAUAACUGGAGAACCGUUGGGGCAUUUCAUGAUGGGUUUAGUCACAAAUUUUCACUGAAUGACCCGCUCUCAGCGAAUCAGAUGCAAGGAUUUCCAGUUGCGUUAUAGAAUACUAGUUGGUGAAUUUCAAUGACUGUCUGUUUGAUGAAAGACUCCCCAGUUUGUUGAAUAUUCUUUAAUCAUCCCCAGUGUCUCAUGUACAGUAGUGCCAUAGUGUAAAAGAAUGAUUAUGAUUUCCAUUCUAUUAUCCAAAUUUAUUAAGAAUGAAAACCACAAUUUCGUUCUACAAAUUUUCUUCUACAAAUAUAACACUCACCAGCUAUAUCCUUCCUGUGAGGCAACCAGUUCUGUAAGUGUGCAUAAUGUUGGAUAUUGCAAAAAGACCUAAAUAGUCUGAAUGAAAAGUGUUCUCUUUUAUGUUAAAGAAUCAAUAUUAUGAAGCUCUUCUCUGUGGGACAUCAAAGAAAUUGAAGCUAUUUUUCCACAGAUAAAGACAGUUUGUGUAUCAAUGUACUCAUUAUAAUGUACCAUCUUGUAAUUUUGGUUCAUUUUUUUUAUAUGACAUAAAAUACAUUAAAUCUUUAUAAUGUGUAAUGAUGCACAUAGAAAUCA